Molecule: messenger RNA, 549 nt
Organism: Adelges cooleyi (spruce gall adelgid)
Lineage: Eukaryota; Metazoa; Arthropoda; Insecta; Hemiptera; Adelgidae
Exons: 4
Coding region: 40-549 (169 amino acids)
Molecular function (GO): calcium ion binding
Source: RefSeq, a predicted model, not a curated record
CAUAAUAAUUUAUUCCACGUACAUAUUUUUAAUUGCAGUAUGUUUUUAAGUAGUUUUACAGUACUUUUGUGUUUUGCAUGUUUUAUUGGGGAAAAUGAUGCGUCAAUCGAGACCAAUUCAACGGAGGUUGUGAUUCCGAGCGAGGAUGUGAACGAUGGAUGGCAUGAGAAAUUUCAUAUGUACGACCAAAACAAUGAUGGUUUGAUCUCCGCAAUGGAACUACAGCAAAUGUUAUUCAAAGAGUCAAUAGGACUCGUUACUAUUCGCCAAGCAAAAAGAUAUAUAUCUUUAUUGAAUAGAGACGGUAACGUGCAAAUUAAAUUAGAAAAAAUCAAACCGAUAGUGGAUAUUAUGACAGAGAAAAAUACAUCGAGUGUAGUGGAUGAUGACUGUCCAUUCAACGAUGAAGACAAUUUUCCGGUAGCAGCUCUUCAGGCAAUACUGUUUAAAGAAUGUAAACAGAACUUUUUCAACGCGCUAGACGAAACUAAAGAAAUAACUAUACUCUGCGCCACGAGAGAAGUAACCCGUUUCGCGCAUCACGACUGA